Messenger RNA from Spirometra erinaceieuropaei, 672 nucleotides. The record is from the annotation of a GenBank genome assembly. Lineage: Eukaryota; Metazoa; Platyhelminthes; Cestoda; Diphyllobothriidea; Diphyllobothriidae.
AUGAUACCAAAACGGAGAUGGCAAGACAGGAUCCCCGUCACGGAAUUCCUACAACGGAUCAGUAUCAUUUGUACUCACGUCAUUUUGAGUCAACUGCAGUUACGUUGGGGCGGGCGUCUCCUGAGGAUAGAAGAGACACGACUGCCGAAACAACUCUUCUACGGUGAUGUCACCACCGGUGUUUGUCGACCGGCGCUGCCGUCUGCGAAGCAAUUCGGAUUGCCGCCGCCAAAGUCAAAGGGGAGACUCAAAAAAUAUAACUACCUCUCCUCCUCAGUGCUAACCGUCAACGGUUUCCAACAUGCCUGGACAGCCAACGCUCAUUCUGCGCACGAAUCGGUCCCGAAAGCCACAUUCGGACCCGGUGCGCCAUCAACCCGACAGCGUUUACCUCUUCUCCCACUCUCGCUCCUGCUACAAACCCGUCGCCGACUGCUACCCUUGUCACCGCUAAUCCCAAAGUUAAUGCCUCACCGCCACUGUCCGUCUUGCACCAACCCCUGCAUCGACCGCAGCGGCCAGCACCAUCACCAGCACCACCACGUCUUCACGCACUCUCCACACCGACGGGGCGACGUCCGAAAUCCCAUCACCACCCUCACUUCCGCGAUGUCGGCUGAAUUCACACCUGCCCUCAUUGCGAACGCACAUUCACUUCACACAUCGGCCUAG